Molecule: messenger RNA, 1614 nt
Organism: Gymnogyps californianus (California condor)
Lineage: Eukaryota; Metazoa; Chordata; Aves; Accipitriformes; Cathartidae
Product: 5-hydroxytryptamine receptor 5A-like
Exons: 2
Coding region: 9-1124 (371 amino acids)
Biological process (GO): G protein-coupled receptor signaling pathway, coupled to cyclic nucleotide second messenger; chemical synaptic transmission
Cellular component (GO): dendrite; plasma membrane
Molecular function (GO): G protein-coupled serotonin receptor activity; neurotransmitter receptor activity
Source: RefSeq, a predicted model, not a curated record
UCCCGGGCAUGGCAGAGACCCUGAGCCCCUGCACCCCACGGGGCCAGUGUCAGGCCAACAUGGGCGCCAACACCUCCUCAGCCAACGUGGACAGCAACGCCUCCUCGGCUGCCUCUGUGCUGGUGGGCAGCAGCGCAUGGAGGGGCUGGGAGCCCUUCUCCAUCUUCACCAUCCUCAUCCUGACCCUGCUGGUGCUCCUGACCGUGGCCACCUUCCUCUGGAACCUGCUGGUGCUGGCAACCAUCCUGCGAGUGAAGGCUUUCCACCGGGUGCCCCACAACCUCGUGGCCUCCACAGCGGUGUCGGACGUGCUGGUGGCGGCCCUGGUGAUGCCGCUGAGCUUGGUGAAGGAGCUGUCAGCCGGGCGGUGGUGGCGGCUGGGCCGGGAGCUGUGCCUCGUGUGGGUCUGCUUCGACGUGCUGUGCUGCACGGCCAGCAUCUGGAACGUCACCGCCAUCGCCCUGGACCGCUACUGGUCCAUCAGCCGCCACUUGGAGUACACGCUGCUCACCCGCCGCCGCAUCUCCAAUGUCAUGAUCGCUCUCACCUGGGCGCUUUCUGCCGCCAUCUCCCUCGCCCCUCUCUUCGGCUGGGGGGAGACCUACAGCCCUGAGCAGGAGCGCUGCCAGGUCAGCCAGGAGCCCUCCUACACCAUCGUCUCCACCGGUGGGGCUUUCUACCUGCCCCUCUGCGUGGUCCUCUUCGUCUACUGGAAGAUCUACAAGGCGGCCAAGUUCCGCGUGGGGGGCUGCAGGAGGAACACCGUGGUGCCCCUGCCCGAGGCUGCCCAGGUGAAGGAAGCUUCGCGUGAACCACAGAUGGUGUUUACAGCUCGUCAUGCAGCUAUCACUUUCCAGACAGAUGGAGAAACAUGGAGAGAACAGAAAGAGAAAAAGGCAGCUCUGAUGGUUGGCAUCUUAAUUGGAGUUUUUGUACUGUGCUGGAUCCCUUUCUUCAUCACAGAAUUAAUAAGUCCCCUCUGUUCCUGCAACAUCCCACCCGUCUGGAAAAGCAUCUUUCUUUGGCUUGGCUACUCCAAUUCUUUCUUUAAUCCUCUCAUUUAUACAGCAUUUAACAAAAAUUACAACAAUGCCUUCAAGAACCUUUUUGUAAAGCAGAGAUAAAAGGGGACACGGGAGAAAAUGAUUCCUUUAUUGCAUAAGACAGAGAUUUCUUGUGGGAAGCAUGCCUGCGAUAUGUACAGUUUUCAUGCGCAGGAGCUACUUGAGGGGAUUUAGGAACAGUGAAAAAGAAGACGGAAGAUGUUUGGAUAUAAACCUACUGACAGUUUACAGUUCCCCCUUGGAAAUACAUAUAUGCUGCUCCACGGUUUGGCAAAGAAGAUCGAAGCAGUGAAAAACCUCCCGUCUGCUCUUUGAAUCAACAUGUGUUAAGGUCUGCACGCGAAGCGCUGUAUGUGUCUAAUACCACGACUGUCAAAUCUAACUGGACUGCUCUCAUGUAGCCAGCCCCAGGUGCCGUUCUGUAGGCGCUCUCAUCAUUAGCAAAGGCACCAGUGGGAACUGCUAAUUGAGCAAUACUGAAAUGUUUGUGAUACGGGCAGGAUGCUGGCUUCAUUUUUGAGAUUUAUUUGGAAGGGAAUAAACAUGCUGU